AUGUUAAUUAAUAGUUUCGUGCCGCAAGACAUCAUCAGUCUCUCUCUAUCUCUCCCUAUCUUUCUCUCUGUUUAUCUCUCUCUCUCCCUCUCUCUCUCUCUCUCCCUCUCUCUCUCUCCCCCUCUCUCUCUCCCUAUCUCUCUCUCUCUCUCUUAUUUUGAUAUUAAUCCAACAAAUAUCUCUCAAUUAAAUCUUUGUUCUCUCUGCUCUCUCACACCCUUCUUUCUCUCUCUCUCUCUCUCUCUCUCUCUCUCUCUCUCUCUCUCUCUCUCUCUCAAGGAUCACGUUUCUUUCAAUUUUUCUCUUUCUUUAUUUCUCUCUUCCUUUUUCUUUCACUUUCUCUUUUUUUUUUUUCUCUUCCUUCUUUUCUUUACUUUUUCUCUUUCUUUCUUUCUUUCUUUCUUUCUUUCUUUCUGUAAUUUUGCUCUUUCUUUCUUUCUUUACCCAUCUCUUUCUUCUCAUUGCCAACAAAUACCUUUUCUUCCUUCCUUUCUCGCGUAA
Messenger RNA from Acanthosepion pharaonis, 501 nucleotides. The record is from the annotation of a GenBank genome assembly. Lineage: Eukaryota; Metazoa; Mollusca; Cephalopoda; Sepiida; Sepiidae.